AAGAACAUUCAAACUGAUUUACUCCCCCAAAAAUGGUCUCCACUUCUCACUUCUGUCUCCUCUUUUCCCUUUCUCUAUAGACACAAACACAUACACACACUUCCAAAUCCAAACACACACACUUACAUCAUAUCUUCUUUCUUUCUCCUUCAAAAACACACCAAAACGAACCCAUUUACGUAUACGUAAAUCCUUAUAUAUAUAUAUAUCUUCGUGUGAAGUCUUGGAUGGUUUUGGAGGCCGUUCAGUUGAACAGUUCAGCACAUAUACGCAAGAGCCCGAAUUUGAUUUUCCGGAAAGGGUCGUUCUCUUGAAAAAGAAAAAAGAACGCUAGAAAACGGUGAUCAUGGAAGAUCUGCGUUUAGUGCUUCACGCUGUGUGCCUCUGAAGAAACACGACGAUAGCGUUUGCCUUCAAACGAGCCUCACAGUUAUGAUGGCGGUGACGUCGGCCUGCAAAGACAGUAGCAAAAUGGGGGUAGAUAACGGCAAGUAUGUGAGGUACACUCCUGAGCAGGUGGAGGCUUUAGAAAGGUUGUACCAUGAGUGUCCUAAGCCCAGUUCACUCCGCCGGCAGCAGCUAAUCCGGGAAUGCCCUAUUCUCUCCAACAUUGAGCCUAAGCAGAUCAAAGUUUGGUUUCAAAACAGAAGAUGCAGGGAAAAACAGCGAAAAGAGGCGUCACGCCUUCAAGCUGUAAAUAGGAAAUUGACGGCAAUGAAUAAGUUGUUGAUGGAGGAAAAUGAUCGGUUGCAGAAGCAAGUUUCCCAGCUGGUGUACGAGAACAGUUAUUUCCGUCAGCAGACUCAAAAUACAACACUGGCCACCACCGAUAACAGUUGUGAAUCGGUGGUAACAAGUGGUCAGCACCACUUGACUCCUCAGCAUCCACCUAGGGAUGCCAGUCCUGCAGGACUUUUGUCCAUUGCGGAGGAGACUUUAACAGAGUUUCUAUCAAAGGCCACUGGAACUGCUGUGGAGUGGGUCCAAAUGCCUGGGAUGAAGCCUGGUCCGGAUUCCAUUGGAAUCAUUGCUAUUUCUCAUGGUUGCACAGGUGUAGCAUCACGUGCAUGCGGCCUUGUGGGACUAGAACCCACACGAGUUGCCGAAAUCCUAAAAGAUCGGCCUUCAUGGUACCGUGAUUGCCGAGCUGUGGAUGUGCUCAAUGUGCUGUCUACUGGAAGCGGUGGAACUGUUGAAUUGCUGUACAUGCAGCUCUAUGCACCAACCACACUGGCUCCUGCUCGUGACUUCUGGUUACUUCGCUAUACGUCUGUUAUGGAGGACGGAAGCCUUGUGGUAUGUGAGAGAUCACUGAACAACACUCAGAAUGGUCCCAGCAUGCCUCCGGUGCAGCAUUUUGUAAGAGCAGAAAUGCUUCCAAGUGGAUACCUAAUAAGGCCGUGUGAAGGUGGUGGAUCCAUUAUCCAUAUUGUUGACCAUAUGGAUUUAGAGCCUUGGAGUGUUCCUGAAGUGUUGCGUCCUCUAUAUGAAUCAUCAACCCUACUUGCUCAGAGGACAACUUUGGCGGCUUUACGCCAGUUGAGGCAGAUCUCUCAAGAAGUUUCUCAGCCUAGCGUCACUGGUUGGGGAAGAAGACCUGCAGCUUUGCGUGCUCUUAGUCAAAGAUUGAGCAGAGGUUUUAAUGAGGCUGUAAACGGGUUCACAGAUGAGGGUUGGUCCAUGAUAGAAAGUGAUGGCAUCGAUGAUGUUACCGUCCAUGUGAACUCUUCCCCGGGAAAGUUGAUGGGAACAAUUCUAACCUAUGCAAAUGGAUUUCCAUCUAUGAGUAAUGCAGUGCUAUGUGCUAAGGCAUCCAUGUUAUUACAGAAUGUUCCUCCUGCUAUACUGUUAAGGUUUCUACGGGAACACCGAUCAGAGUGGGCUGACAGUGGUAUUGAUGCCUACUCUGCUGCUGCUGUUAAAGCAGGUCCGUGCAGUUUACCUGUGUCUCGAGUUGGAUGUUUUGGUGGCCAGGUUAUUCUUCCAUUGGCUCACACUAUUGAGAAUGAAGAGUUUAUGGAAGUUAUUAGGCUGGAAAAUAUGGCACAGUAUCGGGACGACAUGAUUAUGCCUAGCGAUAUCUUCCUCUUGCAAGUCUGUAACGGAGUGGAUGAGAGCGCUGUCGGCACCUGUGCAGAACUUAUAUUUGCUCCUAUUGAUGCCUCUUUCUCUGAUGAUGCACCCCUUCUUCCAUCUGGUUUCCGCAUAAUUCCGCUUGAUUCAAAAACCGACGCCUCUACUCCAAACCGUACACUGGACCUUGCAUCGACACUCGAAGUUGGACCUACAGGAAACAGAUCACCUGGUGAUCAUUCAAGGAACGCUGGGACUGCAAAAUCGGUCAUGACAAUAGCAUUUCAAUUUGCAUUUGAGAUUCAUCUUCAAGAAAGUGUAACCGCUAUGGCUAGACAGUAUAUUCGAAGCAUCAUUUCAUCUGUUCAAAGGGUGGCUUUGGCGCUCUCCCCUUCUCGUCUCGGUCCUCAUGCUAGUUUGCGGCCUCCACCUGGUACGCCAGAAGCACAGACACUUGCACGUUGGAUUUGCCAAAGCUAUAGAUUUUUCUUAGGUGUUGAACUCCUCAAAACCCCAACUGAAGGAAGCGACUCUGUUCUUAAAACCCUUUGGCAUCAUUCUGAUGCUGUGAUGUGUUGCUCACUAAAGGCGCUGCCGGUGUUCACAUUUGCAAAUCAGGCAGGACUAGACAUGCUGGAGACAACCUUAGUUGCACUCCAAGACAUUACGCUCGAGAAAAUCUUCAACGACAAUGGAAAGAAGACUCUUUUUGCCGAGCUUCCACAGAUCAUGCAACAGGGUUUUGCUUGUCUUCAAGGUGGGAUCUGUUUGUCAAGUAUGGGUAGGCCGAUAUCGUACGAGAGGGCGGUCGCGUGGAAGGUGUUGAAUGAAGAAGAAGAUGCACACUGCCUCUGCUUCAUGUUCAUCAACUGGUCCUUUGUUUGAUCCACACGCCAUCACCAUAUAAUACAUAUCCAGGAAAACAGCAGUAGAUUUAAACCAUCACAUUUUGACCCCUCUCUUUGAUGUUGUUCAGCCAUGUCAUGUGCACAGCAGCAGGCAACUGGAUCAUGAUCAUCUACUUCUCUUUUGUUUUAAGUUUGUAGCGUAACCCUAACUCUAAAUUAUCCUUAAUUUAUGUCAAAAUACUGUUUCUCUUCCCA
Messenger RNA from Sesamum indicum (sesame), 3176 nucleotides. Its product is annotated as homeobox-leucine zipper protein ATHB-15. Lineage: Eukaryota; Viridiplantae; Streptophyta; Magnoliopsida; Lamiales; Pedaliaceae. The record is from RefSeq and is a predicted model, not a curated record. Gene Ontology annotation, molecular function: DNA binding; lipid binding; DNA-binding transcription factor activity.